This is a messenger RNA of Soboliphyme baturini, 1545 nucleotides long. The record is from the annotation of a GenBank genome assembly. Lineage: Eukaryota; Metazoa; Nematoda; Enoplea; Dioctophymatida; Soboliphymatidae.
AUGCGUGUACAAAACCUAGACGAAAAGAAAGGUGACGAGGUUGUUUUUGUUGUAGCUGCGGCGGCAGUUAUGGCUAGCAGCAAAAGAGAGGUCGUCUUCCGGCACCAAAGAACGCAGGUGUGGCCCGAUCGGUUCGCGGCCGUGCAAGUGCACGUAAUGGAUUGGGACGAGAAGUACGCGGGCUGGGUUCCGUUGGAAGACGACAGCUUGGCCGAGAUCGUCAUCAAACAACGUGUCCACUACGACCGAUCGACGACAAUUGCAACAAGGUGCUUCAACAGCGGCAGUUCGCAGAGCAGCUGCGGGGGCGGUAACGUCAAUGCAGGACAGCCGAACGCUUCCAUCCCUUGCCACGUGUCACCGCGUUACGAGUACAUUUUGCACGGCGAGAGUCUUCGCGACCAUAAGGUGUUGUUCAGUGUCGAACUAUCGCGUGAAGCGAAUUUCAAGCAGAUCAUGCCGACUUUACAGUUCUGGCAGAUCGGCGAGUCGAAACUUGCGCUCAAGUUUCUGAACAGUCCUGACGCGGUCAGAUUCCGAAGCCGAAUCAUGAAGGCGAUCGAACAUCUUUGUCGGCAAAGCAAAUCUAGCUCGGGUGAAUCGAUAUUGGACAUUGAAGAACUGGACGACGACGUGUUCAUGCCCAUUGAUCUACCGUUGAACCAUAAUAAAAUGUCGGAGGUGCCUUGCCAUUACGCCACGACGUUAAAUUGCUGCCCUCAGACUUCGUCUGCACCAUCUUCGUGUGAUCGCGUCAAAUUUUUACUACCUCCGCGCUCCGCCAUCCAUCGGUUGAACUCGUACUCGCACAACAUGAAGACGCUGUUGUCGAAGUUAGUUCACCCGCGCUCAAAGUCUACUUCCAAAGAUGCCACCAUCUGUACCGCGACCUCGGCGGACGUCGUCUUCGACUACCGCAAGCACCACGCAGUCGAAGCACUUCACUCUCAACCUGACUCUGCUUCAGGUCAGUGCCACGGCAGGUCGUUUGCCAAUACCAGGCCACAGUCCUUGCCGCAACCGAAGCUUUUCUCUAUGAAGAACAGCAUGGCCCAAAUGAAUCACAAGCCAUCGUGCAGUUCGGUGGUCAAAACGCCUGGCGGCCUACAGCCCCUGCUGCUCACUCAACACCGCACUAAGUCCUCGCAGAACUCGUUACACGAGUUCGUCCGCAGGGAGCAGUGCUCAUACUGUAGAAACUUUUAUUCCGUAGACCAGAAUCACCGCGGUGCAUGUCCGUGCGCUCCCGACCGCCUGGACACCUUCAUCAGAAACGACAACGAAGCUGCCUGCUGUUUCUGCUGCAUGUGCGACAAGGAAGAAGUGCACUUGUUCCGUCUGACGUUGUUGACCGUGCUGUCGCUGAUUAUGCCAUGCCUAUGGUGCUAUCUGCCCCUGCGAGCUUGUCAUAAAUGCUAUCGCUGUCACGCCAGUCAUGGGGGCACUGCUUCGAAGAGUCGCCACAAGCCGAUUAUCGCUGAAUCGCACGUGGAAAAGCCUACCGCCGCUGGGCGACGGGGCGCAGCAUCAGAUUCUUGCCUCUGA